GAAUCGAUCCUUUUGAUACAAUGCCAGUAUCGAAAAAAUCGAUACUUUGGGAUCGAUCCGCCCAUGGCUAGUAGCCAAUAGUCUUUUAUAACAACCGACAUCGCAAAUCCAACUGAACCCGCAACGUUGGAAGAUGGACCGUAUCUGCAGCAUGAUGCUGUUCAUGGUUCUCUGCUCCCAGUCGUCUGCGGGAGAGUCUCAGCUGAUUGGUUCAUCUGACCGCAUUGUUGCUGUAGAGGGUGAUGAUGUCAUCCUGCCGUGUUCCCUGGAACCUUCCGUCAAUGCAGAGUUCCUGACAGUGGAGUGGACCAGACCUGACAUGGAACCUACUGCUGUACAUUUAUACAAGGAUGGCCGUAACAAUAAUGACGACCAGAAGGAGUCUUACAAAGACAGGACCAUGCUGUUUGAAGGAGAACUGGUCAGGGGCAACGUCUCCCUGAAACUGUCCAGAGUGAAGCUGGAGGAUGAGGGGAGCUACACCUGCCGUGUUGGCCAGGUUAGGACGACUGUCAUCCAGCUCAGUGUUGAUUCAUCUUUUCCCCCGACAGAUAAAUGGUCCAUUGGUAAAACAGUUGGAGUUGGAGCUGGAGUUGGAGCUUUCGUGGGCGUGGCACUAGUAGUAGGAGUAGUAUUGUGGAAGAAAUGUACAGCAGGCAGUAAAGAUGUUCGUGAUUCUAAACCUGAACCUUUCGCAACAAGAAAGAGGAGGAGGACAAGGCUAGGCCAGUAGAAAUCAUACUGAUAUCAGGUAAUGUAAGUGUGUGUGUGUGUCCCAGGGGUGGUUUUAGGCACGGGACGACCGGGCAGCCUCCGGGGGCGCCACGAAGUUGGGGGCGGCAUUUUCCGCAAUUUGUGUGUUUGGCGCCCUCUGCUGGCCAGAAAAAGAUAUAGCGGUUGUGGUCGUGCCACUCGUUACUCGUGUACUCUGAUGGGGCGUGUACUCACAACACCCACUAUCCACCCCAGCCUCACUCACAACACCCACUAUCCACCCAGCCUCACUCACAACACCCAC
This is a messenger RNA of Hypomesus transpacificus, 1018 nucleotides long. RefSeq names its product myelin-oligodendrocyte glycoprotein-like. The transcript has 5 exons. The record is from RefSeq and is a predicted model, not a curated record. Lineage: Eukaryota; Metazoa; Chordata; Actinopteri; Osmeriformes; Osmeridae. Bases 134 to 733 code for a protein of 199 amino acids.